AUGGCCGGUGUGGCGAUCGAAGGACGUGGCGAGGAGUUGGAGCAGGGCGUGCGGCUGACGGUGGAGCCGGUUGACGCGGUGGCGGCGGCGGGCGAGUCCGUGCUGCUGGGCUGCGCGGGCGCCGCUCGCGGGCCAGUGGGCGUCGCGUGGCGGCACAGCGACACCACGCCCACCAGGGAGCACACGCUGGCGCCGCAGGACAAGUACAGGAAGCAGUUGGCCAAUGGAUCGCUACUGAUAGAGAGCAUGUCGGCCUCGCUGGCGGGGCAGUACCAGUGCGUGGUGACCGGCGACGCGGGCACCAUCGUGUCCCGGGUGGCGAGUGUAUUCCUGGCUGAGUUGCCGACACUGGUGGCGGGCCCCCGCAGCGUGCUGGGCGUGGUGGGCGGCCCCGUGCUGCUGGCGUGCGGGGCGCAGGCGCCGCCGCGGGUCGCGCUGCGCGUGGUCGGCGCGCACGUCGGCGCCGACCGCCGCGUCUACAGCGCCGGCAAGCUGCACGCCGCGCCGCCGCUGCUCAAACUCAACGUGACGUGGCUGAAGAACGGGUCCCCGGUCCGCGGCGAGGGCGGUCGCGUGGCCCUGUCCCCCAGCGGCGCGCUGGAGCUGGACCCGGCGCGUGCGCACGACGCGGGCCUCUACCGCUGCCGCGUGGCGCUCGCGCACCAGCCGCACCUAUACGUGACUGGUGAUGAGAUCGAGCUGCGUAUCAACUCAGAGGCGAGCGCCGAGUACCCGCCGCGGUUCAUAGCCACGCCGCAACCAGUCACUGUCAUGGAGGGUGCGUCGGUGACCUUCGACUGCGCGGCGGUGGGCAACCCCAAGCCGGAGAUGAUCUGGCUGAAUAACGGUGUUGCCAUUGACCUCAGCGACCUGGACUCCCGCUUCUACCUGGUGGGGUCGGGCUCGCUGCGCGUGCAGGCGGCGCGUGCGCUGGACGCGGGCAGCUACACGUGCCGCGCGCACUCGCGCCUCGACAGCUGCGACCACACCACGCAGCUGCAUGUUAUCUCGGCGCCGCGCGCGCACGUGCCGGGCGGGCCCGUGGUGCGCGCGCGCACGCGCGGCGACGUGACGCUGCGCUGCGAGGCGCGCGGCCGCCCGCCGCCGCAGGUCUACUGGCUCAAGGACGGGGAGACGCUCACGCCCAACAACCACGACAUCGCGCUGCUCGACCAGUCGUCGCUGCGCAUCCAGGGCGUGCUGGCGGUGGACGCCGGCAUGUUCCAGUGCUGCGCGCGCUCGCCCGCCGGCUGCGCCUGCGCAGAGCUGCGGCUGCACGUCACCUCGCCGCCGCCCGAUUCGGACACGAACGACUUUAACUCCACCUCUUAUCCCUCCCAGUCGUCCCGUCACUUUCCCCCCACCAACACGUCUUCCCAGGACAUUUUCAACAGCCUCAUCUCCACCGGCCCGUUGCUCGACCAAUCCGACACUGAAGACCUGGACUUUUUAGGGGAGACCUCCUCGGCGUUUACAUCCGGACCUGACGUGGAGUACGACGGAUAUGAUAGCUAUGACUUUAAUGAGGAUGAUUCUUUCCACGCUGCGGAAGACAUGGACCUGGACACGCUCCGGAGGGGGAAUACGUCUGCUGUGGGGACGCCGCGGGGGCUGAAGGCGGUGCUGGUGAAGCAUCGCUUCGUGACGUUGAGCUGGGACGAGCCUGAGGAUAGGGGGGAGGACAUCACGGGAUAUGCUGUCAUCUAUAAAGUCAAGGGCAGUGAGAGAGAGCGUGUGUCGCGCGGCGCAGGCGCCAAGCGUGAGAUGAACGUGCCCUCGCUGCAGCCUAACACGACCUACCAGUUCCAGGUGCUGGCCUACACGCAGCACCACGCCUCGCUGCCCACGGAGGUGCUGGAGGUGACAACUCCCGAGGAGGAGCUGACGUACGGGCCGCCGGGCAACGUCCGCGCCGAGCCCACCGGGCCGCACUCCAUCCGGGUCACGUGGACCGCGCCGCCCGCCCUGCACCCGCCCACCAAGUACAGCGUCUACUACACCGAGGCCGAGACGGGCCGCGAGCAGGUGCAGUGGAUCGACGCGGAGCCGGGCGUUGGGCCGCUGGGCGCCAGUGUGGCGGGCGUGCGCGCCGCCGCGCUGUACUGGCUGCGCGUGGCGGCGGCGGGCGGCGCGCCCAGCCAAGAGCUGCGCGUGCGCACGCCCAGCGACGCGCCCGCCGCGCCGCCCGGGAACGUCAGCGCCGUGGCCAGCGGCGCCAGCUCGAUCCUGGUCCGCUGGGAGGCGCCCCCCGCCCGCACGCACCGCGGCGCCCUCACCGGGUACAAGCUGCGGUACCGCGCGCUGCCCGCCCCCGCCGGCGGGGCCGCCGCGGGGGGCGCGGGAGGGCGCAGGAAGGCGGACUCGCUCACCACGCCCGCGGACGCCCGCCGGGCCGAGCUGAGGGGGCUCGACACCGGGACCACCUACCAGAUCCGAGUGUGCGCCAUCAACGCCAACGGCUCGGGCCCCUUCAGCGAGUGGGUGUCGGCCACCACGCAGCAGCAGCAGCUGGACGAGACGCAGGUGCCGCCGCCGCCGCCGCCGCUCACCACCCGAGCAGGUCGCGACUGGAUCUCGGUGUGGUGGAGCUCGGAGACGGAGUCGGCGGCGGUGCUGGUGCGCGGCUACUGGCUCGGCUGGGGGCUCGGCGUGCCCGACGACCGCAGCAAGCAGCUGCCGGCGCACAUACACUCGCACGUCAUACGCGGCCUUGAAUCGAACUCUGAGUACGUGAUAUCGCUCCGGGCGAGCAACGCGCUAGGCCUGGGCCCGGCGGUGUACGCCACCGUGAGGACGAAGCCGGCGGCGGCCGAGGGGGACGAGGAGGAGGAGGACGAGGGGGAGGGGGACGAGGAUGAGGAGGACGAGGAGGAGGGCGCGCCGCCGCUCAUACCGCCCGUCGGGCUCAAGGUGAUAAUGCUGAGCGGCACGACGGCGGUGGUGUACUGGACCGACCCCACGCUGCCCAAAGGACAGACGGCGACGGACGGGCGCCGCUACGUGGUCCGCUGGGCGGCGGCGGGCGCGCGGCCGCGCUCCUACAACGCCAGCGACCUCAACUGCAUGCUGGACGACCUGCGGCCCUUCACCACCUACGAGUUCGCCGUCAAGCUCAUCAAGGGCGGGCGCGAGUCGGCGUGGUCGAUGCUGGUGUCCAACACGACCCUGGAGGCAGCUCCGGGCUCCGCCCCCCGCGAGCUGCGCGUGUCCGCAGCCGCGCCCCCCGCCCGGGCCGUGGACCUCACCUGGGCGCCGCCCAGCAAGCCCAACGGGAUCAUCACUGGCUACGUGGUAAUGUACGCGAUAACCCGCAGCGGGGCCGCGGCGGGCACCGAGGAGUGGACCGCGGUGGCCGUGCCGGGCGAGCGGGCCCGGGCCAGGGUGGACCGCCUGCGGCCGCGGACCACCUACAGCUUCAAGAUACAGGCGCGGAACAGCAAGGGGCUCGGCCCCUUCACACCCGCGCACACCUACACCACUGCUAUGGAGAGCGGCGAGGGCGGCGGGCUGGCCAGCGCCACGUCGGCGUGGCUGUGGGCGUCGGCGGGCGGCGCCUGCGCCGUGCUGGCGCUGGCGGCCGCGCUGGCGCUGUCGCUGUGCUGUCGCCGCGCGGCGCCGCCGCUGUCGCCCGACACCAGCACGUACCAGAAAUCGUCGGCAUCAGCGGCCAUCAAGCCCCCGGACCUGUGGAUCCACCACGACCAGAUGGAGCUCAAACACAUGGACAAGAGCCUGCACAGCUCCAACAGUAAGAUGUCGGGCAGCGUGGAGGGCGGCGCGCUGAUGUCGUCGACGCUGACGCUGUCCCGCGGCGCCGACUACGAGCCGGCGCGCCACGCGGCGCCGCCCGCCACGCUGGAGCGGCGGCACGUCGUGCCCACAUACGUCGAGUGCGGCGGGUCGUGCAGUAGCGCGGACACGUGCUUGCUGCGCGCGUCGCCCGCCUGCUCACCCCACAGGGAGUAUACACCGAUGACCGGCGUGGGCAGCAUGAGCAGCAUGGGCGGCAUGGGCAUGGCGGGGAUGGCGGGCAACAUGGGCACGCUGGGCAGCGCCGGCUGCACCUCCACGUGCGAGCGGCGCCAGUACCGGCCCAUGCAUCCCGACCAGAGCACGCCGCUGUUGGCGGGCGUGGCGCCGCUGGCGUCGCCGGUGUCGUCGCUGGCGUCGCUGCACCACCACCAGCACCACCCGCCGCACCCGCCGCCCGCGCCCUGCGGGUCGGGCUCGUGCCCGCUGGGCGCAGCAUGCGGCGGCCUGGGCGGUGUGGGCGGCCUGGGCGGCGUGGGCACAUUGGGCGGGGUCAGCGUGGGCAGCGCGCCCACGUCUGGCGGCAGCGACGUGUACGCGUGCGCGGCGCGGGAGCGGGGGCAGUACGUGGCGUAUGAGCCGCUCGGACACUAUACACACCGGGACUCGGGCGGCAGCUCGACGGGCGGCGGGUCGGAGCCGGCGGCGGGCGCGGGGGCCGGCGCGGGGGGCUCGCUGCCGCGCCGCAACACCGCGCUGCUGUCCUUCAGCGACACCUCCGACCACUCCACGCCCACACACUCGCACCGCAGCGUCCGCGAGUCGUCCCCGUACAAGAAGAGCGCCAACUCGUCCCCCGGACACCUGCCCAACCGGCUGCAGCUCGGCGGUCCGGUGGCGCACUGUUCGGAGGAGCUGGAGCCGCUGACGCCCUCGCGGUCCACCGAGCGGCUGCAGCGGGAGAUGCAGAACUUAGAGGGACUCAUGAAGGACCUCUCCGCCAUCACGCAGCAGCAGUUCCACUGCUAGCCACCACCACGGAGACAGGAGGAGUCCCUGGUAACUGCCACCAGGGAGACAUCACUCCCACAGGAGGAAGCUUUGAUAUACAAGUGCAGUAGGAAACUACAAAGGUUUUAAAGUUACUGAAUUAUUGAUCGAUUUCACCAAAAGCCCGAAAAAACGGUAACACGGGUCAGGUGUGGACAAAGUAUUUUUUUUUACGUGUUUCCCUACCGGGAGUCGCACCAAAAUCGUGUCGGUCAACUGCUGGACCACGGAUGUACCACGACUCAGUGGUAAAUCCUAAUAAUAUUAACCAGGUGCCUGUUAUCAAAAGUCAGAUAUUAACGAUUAUUGAAAAACAACUCAGACUUUUAACCUCUCAUAUGCCGAGAUACCAGACACAAUAGAUUUUACAUUGUGUCUGGUCGAGAUCCGCGUUCCGGCGUUCGAAAGAUUAAAACACAUCAUUGGUAAAUCUUAGGAUAUACCGUACUUUGGGCAUUUAUAGUAACAUAUAGAUUAAAGGAAGUCGCACUUUUGACUCGUUUCUUUACGAAUUCGUCUCGUGUGAAACAAUCUGAAACUUUCAAGGACUGUGGAGACGCGCACACCGGGUGCAAGAUGGCCGUUAAAAGAUCCCCGCCCGCGACUUCGGUUAUCGCCUGUGACAUGUUUAUUACUCCUAUGUUCUUUCCUAAGGUCUAAUCUAUCUCUAUACCAAAUUUCAUCGAAAUCAGUAUAGUAGAUUUGCUAUAUAGUGUACUAGACGGACAGAGUUACUUUCGCAUUAUAUAAUAUUAGUAGGAACUGUUCAUAACAUUCGAAUUCGUACGAAAACGCAUCACAAGGUCGAGCUGCCUUAUGGAACACUUCAAGACAUAUUGGUGAAAACGAGCUUAAUACUCGUGCUAAUAAAUAAACAAAGCAUAGAAAAUAUCCAGUCAAGGCUAGGUAAAUAUCUCGCCAUUGCGACUAAUUGAAUUUAAAUAUUAUCGAUUGAACGCACUUCGUGAUUAAUAACCACUCGAUAAGCGGUGUAGUGUCUUUCUUUGAGAUAAUUCAAUCGAAGUUUGUGGAAUUAUCAAACUCAAGUACCAACAACUUAUGAACAAUGAUAUUUUUACAAAGUAAGUGCCAUCUUCUUCGACAAGACUUUAUGUACGCGGCCCAAUCUUAGCCUACUCACGUUAUGUUUAGAAUACUUUAAACGAAUAGGUGUAUUACGAUAUUAAAAUAUGUAUGAAGGCACAACCACACUCAUUGGCAUCUGUUUGUCCGGCCAAAUAGUGAACGCCAACUUUGACUAAAAUCGAUCAGAACUUUACACAUACCUACGCUCACGCCAUACAAAAGCUACUCUUACCGUGUGCCGUCUAAGGCUGCGUUUCCAUUGAACCGGAGCUGGGCGGAGAAUGAAUUGCCGUAGAUGGCAUUAACUACUUGGCCGGACAAAUGGGGAGCGUUGAGGGCUCUCACCCGGUACAUAGUUUAAGACAACAGCCCUGAGGGUGCUCAGUUGGGCGCGAACGACGCACUGAGCCAAGAUGUGGGUCGAUAGCGAUAAGCGCUGAAUGAGGGAAAUCAUCGAGCACACCGGCGGGGUCGAUAUAAAGGGUGUAAAGUCCACGCCAGCCAUAUGUAUGUAUGUAUGUAUAAUGAAUCAUUUUUUUUUUUGACGUGACUUAUUGUAGAUUUGCUGCAGAUGGCAUUAACUACUUGGCCGGACAAAUGGGGAGCGCUGAAGGCUCUCACCCGGAUAAUGAAUCAUAGAACAUUGAUGUAAGUGAGUGUGGUCGAGCCUUCAGCUUCCUUCAAGAAAAGACAUUUUAAGACUUAACCAGAUCUCAGACACAUCACAUUGGAGUGACUUAUUAUUUAUAAUGCAUUUAUGUAGUUGAAAUGUUAUACAAUGUUUGUUUCGCUUGGUUCAAGCACAACGCAAUGACAAGAGGUCUGCUCAAAAUUAUUCUUAUGAGGACAUAGAAUACAUAGAUACGAUAAUAAUAUAAUAUCGGGAAUUGAAAAUAAAUCUAUUUCUUGUUAACUUUCUUGUAAUUAUAAAAUUAAUUGUUUAUUAAAACAAUAAUGCGUCGACUUUUAAAUAAAAUUAAAAAAUCCACUAAAUAUGUCAACAAUUGGGUAGUUUCUUAGGUCAAAUAUAAAUUGGAAAAUUCUGAUUAUUAAAUAAAGACAGAUCUAAAUGUGACAAAAACGUUUUAUCUUUUCUAUUUAACUUAUUUGUGAAUUUUAAUAAAGAAAAAUGUAAUAAAAAGUGCGACACUUUGUCGCGUUUUUCUAUAACGUCACAGUGUGCUUUUUCAUACAAAUUCCAUAGUAAUUUCGUGUUUGGACGUUUAGUAACAAGUAACUGAUUUGACUAGUUGGAAACUACUCUAAUACUUGUAACCUAGUCGAACACAGUAUUAUACAUGUGGACCCAACUUUAGACGGUUUUAACGAAAAUAUUAUAAACAAUUAAUUUCUAGACUAUUUCCUAUAACCGCAUUUUUUCUUAUACUAUUUUUAUAUUAUUAUUUACUAUAUAAUUUUGUAUGGAUUUUUUGCGUAGGUUGGGUUUUGUUACAGUCGAUAUUAAGGAGUUCCCACACAGUUUAUAACUUAUAUAACAAGUUAUAUUGCUGGUGUGGGAGCACCAUUAUACCGGCUGGCCCCUUCGCGGUUGUCACUGCCUUUUUUCGACUACCCUUUAUAUCCUAUAUUAAUUAUAGUUAAUGUACUAUACAUUUGUGAUGCGUAUACCUAUACAUAUAGCUAGUGUAUAUAGUCAGUAACUAAUUAAUACUAAUUUUAAGGUUAUUUUUAUAGUUUUAAUAAUGUGAAGUCAUAUAAGUAAUAAUUAUUUAAUUUUUUGCCGAAAUCUUUUUAAAUAUUCUUCAUUGUAAAUUGGCAACACUGUAAUUUGAAUUUUUAAACACAAGUGUUGCUAUAAAAGACUUAAUGUAAAAAAUAACUCGAAUUUAAAACGAAUAAACAUGAAUUUACAUAAAGAAUUCAUGCACUAUUACUAGUAAACACAUAGCUUGACUACGAUAAGUAUUGCGAACAUGAAUGUUACUUCAACUAUUAAGAGUGAAUUGGUUAAGGUCAAGCUAUAUUAUGUACCUUGAGAAGUUAUUGAUGUUCUUUAUACUAAAUUCAACUUUAAAAAUUUUGAUAAACUUGUAACUUUUGUACAUUUAUAAAUGUCGUAUCUGAAGCCAUCGAAUGAAGUAACGAUAGUGUUACGUCGCACUUAUUUAUUAUAUUCGAACAAUUACUACAUUAAUAAUGUAAAUACUUUAUGAUACUAACUAGUAUUAACUAAGUGCGCUAGGUAAGUUUUUGAAGUUAUACUAUUUUGUAUCUGUCGAGUUUUGGAACCUCAAAAAAAGUAAUUGAAGAUCAAAUCUUUAUCGAAAUGCGUUUCUGAUGCAUUGACAUUUCAUUUCGAUGUUACCAUUCUACUAGACCAAUUUUGAUAAAGUUUUCUUGAGGUUCCAACUGUCAAGCGAUCCUCCCGUUACCCACAUACUUGCCCCGUGUAAAUAAACCUUUAUCAUAGUUUUUAUCUUAAUUCAAUGUAAGUAGAUAAUUAUUUUAUCUUGAUACAAUUGAUCGAAUCUUCCGUUUUUCACUUCCAUUAUUAUAUAGCGCCAUCUACCGUACAAAAUGAUUCAAAUAAGAUACUAUUAAUGCACAGAUUAUAAAACCUAAUUAGUCUGUUUAAAUACAAUUAAUAUGUAGGUACAUACAUAAGCUCACGCCCGUGAUCCUUAACGGGGUGGGCAGAGUCACAAAGGAGUAAUCACAAGAUACGAAGUCUUUUUGGGUUGACUAUACAGGGUGUUAGUGACAUUGUAACGAAAACUUUAAGGGAUGGUUGAGACCAUGAUACUGAGUCGAUAUCAAGUGGAAUUUCCUGUCUUUUUAGUGUUAAAAUUCCGUUUGAUAUCAAUUCAUAAUCAUAGUCUGAAUCACUCAUCAAAGUUUUCCUUACGAUGCCACUAGCACGCUGUAUUUAUUACGAUAACCACUUUAUAAUCUGUGAAUUUUAUCGUCUUAUGUACAACUGUUGCUCAAUCACGACGCCUGAGGGAUAUUACAUGAUUGUCACAAGAUUAUAUUUAAUUGUUACCGAAUCUUCGGCCAGUGUGAAGGAAUUGAUUUUAUUUUGCAUUUGUAAUGAAAUCCACGGGGGUUUAAACCCGGUGCUUGGGUACAAACCCAUAAGAGGCGCUUGCGUGGUGUUUACUACACUGUCUCUGUGGUCUCGAAGUAUCAGCAUUUUAGUAAUAAAGUGACUCCGGCGCAUGCGUAGAUGUAAGUAAGGGAACGUUAGACUGAUUUCGUGUAUGGUUUAAAUUAUAAAUUAUUAUUUAAAUGGAUUUUUUAAAUUAUUUUUUCGUUUUGUUCGUUACGAAUGAGUGAUGAAGUCGUAUGUAAAAAUAUUCGCCCCAUUAUACAGGGUGUUAGUGACAUCGUAACAAAUACUCAGAGGGAUGAUUCAGACCAUGAUUCUGAGUUAAUAUCAAGUGGAAUUUUCCGUCGUUUUAUUAUAUAAAACAUAACUAAAUAUAGCAUCGCGCAUGUACCCCGAAGAGGUAAGCAGAGGUGUGUAUACAGGGUGUUAGUGACAUCGUAACGAAUACUCAGGGGGAUUCAGACCACGAUUCUGAGUUAAUAUCAAGUGGAAUUUUCCGUCUCAAAAUUCAUGUUUUUUUUUUAAUUAAUUUCAAUUCUAUACUCUCAGUAUUCUUUACGAUGUCCCUUACAAGCCGUGCAAGUACAUACUCAAAGUUUUCAUUACGAUGUCACUAACACCCUGUAUACAUAAGUCAUCACUCAUUCAUAACUAAAACAUAAUGGGAGUCACUGUCCCGCGGAGCGUGACCCAACUAUCAACAAGACUGUUCUGGAUAUCGGUUUGUGUAAUUAUUUUAGAUAUUAUUUGUGUAGUGGGAAGGUGUUGCACGCGGGCUCUCUUCAUAAUGGCGGGUACUAUAGUAGCAGGAUAUACGAAGAAAUUGGUAGAACAUUAUUAUAAUGCACAAAAAUUACACUUUGAAGCAUUUCAUCUCAUCAAUAUUGCAAUUUGCGCAUAUAGAAGUAACUGUGCAUUGCCAAGCAAUAUUGCUUUUUUUAGAUGAAUUGCUUCAAUGUGGCCUAGCCAAUCUGGAAAUGUUUGUCAAGAUUUUUUUACUGGUUAACGUGUAACUCGCCUCGCAGAUGAUGAUGCAAGAUCAUUUGGACGGGUUAUGUAUACAUAGAAACAUUUUGCAACUUGGCUAAGGCCCUCUGGUGUGGAAUAUGCACUCUCUGUGUUUGUAUGGCUCGUGUAUGGAGACAGCCCCGCGUGCAGCGGUGGAUCGAUGUUCCGACGGCAGGUGUCGCCAUUCUGUACAAUUGCAGUAAACUUGGAUUAUUUA
Molecule: messenger RNA, 10181 nt
Organism: Pectinophora gossypiella (pink bollworm)
Lineage: Eukaryota; Metazoa; Arthropoda; Insecta; Lepidoptera; Gelechiidae
Gene: fra
Product: neogenin
Exons: 32
Coding region: 1-4779 (1592 amino acids)
Biological process (GO): cell-cell adhesion; axon guidance
Cellular component (GO): plasma membrane; axon
Molecular function (GO): protein binding
Source: RefSeq, a predicted model, not a curated record